This is a messenger RNA of Nilaparvata lugens (brown planthopper), 3766 nucleotides long. Its product is annotated as cell division cycle-associated protein 7. Bases 216 to 1076 code for a protein of 286 amino acids. Gene Ontology annotation, cellular component: nucleus. The transcript has 5 exons. Gene Ontology annotation, biological process: regulation of DNA-templated transcription. The record is from RefSeq and is a predicted model, not a curated record. NCBI's taxonomy places the organism in Eukaryota, Metazoa, Arthropoda, Insecta, Hemiptera, Delphacidae.
GAAUUUUUGGUUCGGUUCGGUUCCAGACAAAGCAGAAAGCAUGCAUGCCUGAUUUCUCAUGACUGUCUCCUACUUUUAAGCUAAAUUUAAAUCUAUUUUAAUCCAAAUUCCAAUUCUUCAAUUUACAAAAAAACUUUAUUCUCAAGUUUCUUUGCAUUCUCCGACUAUUAAAUCAAUUAUAUUUGAUAUUUUGGAAAUUUAAAACUAGCUAAAAGAUGGCAGGAGACGACGAUAACAACGACUUUUUGAAGACUAUAGAAGAAAAUAGAAAACGCAACAAAGCCAUUAUCGAACAGUCAUUGGAAGAAUUCUACAAGCAGUAUCCGGAAAUGAAGGAGGAGGCUGAAGCUAGGAAGAAUGAUUUCAAGUCACAGUUACCAAAGGAACUGCCGAGAGUUGGACCUCGCCGCAAGACACUAGAUCCGUCUUUCUCCGUCGCUGGCAUAAAGCGAAGCAGAAAGGCGGUCAGUAUGACCCCCACCAGACGAUCGGCUAGGUUGUCGGGAACUGAAGUCAGCUUUAAUCAUGAAAACGACUCCUUGGCUGAUUCGGCCUCCAAUACAGACUCAUCAGAUGACGAAGAUGCGCCCAGAUUUGGCAGGAAACGCGGCAGGGUGUCGUUGAAGCCACUCUCUGAGCUGAAAGCAAGACGAAGCACGGCUGGAUCCAGAGCUACCAAAGUGCCCGAGUUACCCGUUGAAGAAGUUAGCGACAGACUCUUGGCGAAAAUUGCCACAAAUAGCCGAAAAGAGUAUUGUUCAGUGAAGGGCACCACUUGUCAUCAAUGCAGACAAAAAACAAAGGACACAAAGUCGGUGUGCAGAUCUGGCAAAUGUGUUGGAGUGAGAGGGAUGUUCUGUGGAGUCUGCCUUAGAAACAGAUAUGGAGAAGAUGUAGCUGAAGUAUUGAAAGACCCGAAUUGGUCCUGCCCACCCUGUAGGAAUAUCUGUAACUGCAGUAUCUGUCGUACUAGAAUGGGCAAAAUGCCGACAGGGCAAAUGGUGCCUUUCAUCAGGGAGCAGGGAUACACCCACCUCAAGGAAUACCUGGACAAACAUCCGGAGGAUGAUGAAUAGAGGAGCAGGAGGAGGAGGAUAAGAAGAUGGAGGAGGAGGCGAAAGGAGAAGAUGAAAUCUGUUAUGUAGUUGAGUAGUUUUACAAGUUGAAUGUUUUCAUAGUAGGUCAUACCAUAGAGAAACAAUAGCAUAAGUAGAUAUCCCAUGGUAUAGGGCGUUUAUGUCGCAACUUUUACUGUUAUCUCAAGCCGAUUAUUGUAAAUAUUUACUGUUUUGACAGGGUAAGAGUUUAUGAACGGCACAAUAUGAGAGACUACCAGCGUUACACAGCUGUAUGGAAAAGAACUACGUGAACUAUCGGCUUGAGAUAACAGUAAAAGUUGCGACAUAAACGCCCUAUACCAUGGGAUAUCUACUUACGCUAUUGUUUCUCUAUGGUCAUACAUUAUAGUUAGGAGGGGUUGAAGGAGAAGAGGAAGAAGAAGAAGAGGAAGCAGGAGAAGAAAAAGAGGAGGUGAAGAAAAAGACGAAGUGAAAGGAGGGGAAUUAAAAUUUGUUAUAUAGUUGACUAGUUUACAAGUUAAAUAUUUUUAUAGUAGAUCAUACAAUAGAGUUAGGAGGGGUUGAAGGAGAGAAGAAGAAGAAAUAGAACGAGAAGGAGACGAAAGAGAAGGAGAAAUGGCAGGAGAAGAAAAAAGAGAGGUAGAAGAAAAAGAAGUGAAAAGAGGAGAGAUAAAAUUUGUUAUAUAGUUGAGUGGUUUACAAGUUAAAUAUUUUCAUAGUUGAUCAUACAUUGGAGUUAGGAGGUGCAGGAGAAAAGAAGAAGAAGAAGAAAUAGAAGGUGCAGGAGAAAGAGAAGAAGAAGAAAAAGAAGAGGAAGAAGGAGUAGGAGGAAAAGAAGCAGUAGAACAAGGAGCAGGAAAAGAAGAAUAAAAAGAAAGAGAGAAGAAGAAGAUAGUGAUGAUGAAGAAGAAGAAGAAAGGGUAAGGAGGAGAGAAAAAAAAGGAGAAAGAAGGGAGAAGAAGAUGAAAUUUGUGAUGCAGUUUUACAAGUUAAAUAUUUUCAUAGUAGAUUAUACAUUGGAGUUAGAAGGAAAAGGAGAAGUAGAUGAUGAUUAUGAAGAAGAAGGAGAAAGGGUAAGGAGAAAAAUGUUUUGAUGUACAGCUUUUAAACUAGCUUUCCUUUACAUUAUAUUUUACUUUACUUUAUAUUUUAUUAGGAUAUGAUACACAUUUAGUAGAUCAAACAUUAAAGCGUUGGAGAAGGAAGAGUUGAAGAAGAAGAAGAAGAAGAAGUAGAAGAAAGAGAAGUAGAAUUAUCCAGCUUCUCAUUUGAGAUGAAGAAUUAAUUGAGUAGAUUUGAUUAAGUAAUAUUCUAGAUGCUUAGUACAAAAUAUUUUUUGGGGUAUUCAGGGUUUUAUCUUAUAUAUUUUUGUGCUAUUCAUUAGUUUACCUUGUAUAUAUUUUUACAAUAUUAUGUGUUGUGUAAAGAAUAUUAAAGUUGUGUUUGAUAGAAUAUGGUGAUCCAAAGUUAUGAUGAAGUGAGAAGGAUGAAGUAGGAAAAAGGGUGGAGGAGGAGGAGGAAAAGAAGAAAAAGAAGGAGGAGGAGAAGAAGAAGAAGAAGAAGAAGAAGAAGAAGAAGAAGGAGGAACAGGAGAAAAGAGUGAAGAUUAAUUGAAGAUAAGAAGGAAGCUGUGUAGUUUUGAUUAAGUAAUUCUCAAUGCCUAGUACAAAAUAUUUUUUGAGCUAUUCAGGGUUUUGUCGUAAGUAUUUCUGUGUUUUUCAUUAUUUUAUCGUGUAUAUAUUUUUACAAUAUUAUAUGUUGUGUAAAGAAUAGGAAAGUUGUGUUUGAUAGAAUAUGGUGAUCCAAAGUUAUGAUGAAGUGAGAAGUAUGAAGUAGAAGAAGGUGAAGAUGAAGAAGAUGGAGGAUGAGAAGGAGGAGGAGAAGAAGAAGAAGGAAAAGAAGAACAAGAUGGAGGAGGAGGAGGAGCUGAAGAAGAAGGAGUAAAGGAAAAUUUAGCUAAUAAUAGGAAUAAUAAGAAGAGACCAAAAUUUGUCAAGUAGUUUCAAAUUUUUUAGUAUUCGACAAGUAAUAUUUUUGUUACCCCUAAUUAAGUUCUAGGUUUUUAGCUAAUUUUGUUUAGAAAAUAAUGAGACUGAAGUAAACUAAAUAAGUUACUGUCAUCAACUACUGAUAAUAAUUAUUAUUAAACAAAAAUUCAAAUUAAGAAAAAGAUUAAGAAGGUUUUAACGAGGGACGUGGAAAGAUUGUGAUGGGAGAAAGGAAAUAUACGAAGAAGAAGAGGAGGAGGAAAAGGAGAAGAAGAAGAAGAGAAAGCAAGUAGUAGGAGAGGAGAAGAAGAAGAGAAAGCAAGUAGUAGAAGAGGAGAAGGAGAGAAAGCAAGUUGUAGAAGAGGAGGAGGAGAAGAGAAAGCAAGUAGUAGAAGAGGAGAAGGUGAAGAGAAAGCAUGGAGUAGAAGAGGAGAAGAAGAAGAUGAUGACGAUGAAGAAGUUUUGAACAAAGGAUGUGGAAAGAUUGUGAUGGGAGAAAAUAAAUAAACGAAUAAGAAGAGAAAGCAAGUAGUGGAAGAGAAGAAGAAGAAGAUAAAGAAGUUUUAGAUGCUUUAUUACAAAAUAUUCACCAUUCAAGUAGGCAUUGUUGAGUUUAUUCUUGAUAAAGUAAAUUAAAAUAAAUAGAUGCAUAAAGUCGAAUAAGAAUGAGUUAGUUCAAAUGAAAGGAAAGGAAAAAAU